CUGGCUGGCUGGCUAGUAUUUGGCGGUGUGGUGUGUGUGUGCGGUCGGACUGUGGUUGUGUCUCAGGUCUGGCCGUGUUGAUAACGACACAUUUCGGACGCAUUUCAUCGCGUAGAGAUGGGAAUUCAGAAGAAAUGUCUCUAAAACAAGUCACCCUGUCGCUGCUGGCCCUGCUCGGCUCGGUCGCUGUCGGUGAUGCUCUGCGUUGUAACUGCACAAACUGUGAGAAGACAGGCUUCGAGUGCGAGACAGAUGGCGCCUGCAUGGCCUCCACCUACUUCAUCGAGGGGAAGGAGCAGCAUGUACGCAUCUGUAUCACUCGGGACAACCUCGUCCCCCCUGGUCAACCUCUACUGUCUGAGCGCGAGGGGCUGCUCAACACCCAUUGCUGCUAUGACGAUUACUGCAACAGUAUAGACCUGAAAGUCCCAGUCCCAACAAAAGAGGGGGACUGGUCAGGCUCGGGAAGCUCCUGGGGUCCAGUCGAGCUGGUGGCGGUCAUUGCAGGGCCAGUGUUCCUCCUCUGUGUGCUGCUGAUGGUUGGUGUGUUCCUGUUCCAGUAUCAUCAGAGCUACAGCCACAGACAGAGGCUGGAAGUGGAGGAUCCAUCCUGCGAUCACCUGUAUGGCAAAGGCAAGACUCUCCAGGACCUCAUUUACGACAUGUCCACUUCAGGAUCAGGCUCAGGUUUGCCCCUGUUUGUGCAGAGGACAGUGGCCAGGACCAUCGUGCUGCAGGAGAUAAUAGGAAAGGGUCGCUUUGGUGAGGUGUGGCGUGGGAAAUGGAGGGGAGGAGACGUGGCGGUGAAGAUCUUCUCGUCCAGAGAGGAGCGCUCCUGGUUCAGAGAGGCGGAGAUCUAUCAGACAAUCAUGCUGCGCCAUGAAAACAUCCUGGGGUUCAUUGCAGCAGACAAUAAAGACAAUGGCACGUGGACUCAGCUGUGGUUAGUGUCAGACUAUCAUGAGCACGGCUCUCUCUUCGACUACCUAAACCGCUACUCUGUCACAAUUGAGGGCAUGAUCAAACUGGCACUGUCAGCUGCCAGCGGCCUGGCACACCUCCACAUGGAGAUCCUCGGGACUCAGGGUAAGCCAGGCAUCGCUCAUCGCGACCUCAAGUCUAAAAAUAUCCUGGUUAAGAAGAACGGCAUGUGUGCCAUAGCUGACCUGGGCCUGGCAGUCCGCCAUGAGUCCAUCACAGACACAAUCGAUAUAGCACCCAACCAGCGAGUGGGCACUAAGAGGUAUAUGGCUCCAGAAGUCCUGGAUGAAAGCAUCAACAUGAAACACUUUGAUUCCUUUAAAUGUGCCGACAUUUAUGCACUGGGGUUGGUGUACUGGGAGAUCGCACGACGCUGCAAUGCAGGAGGAAUCCACGAGGAGUACCAGCUGCCCUACUACGACCUUGUGCCCUCCGACCCCUCUAUAGAAGAAAUGAGGAAGGUGGUUUGUGACCAGAAACUGAGGCCUAAUGUGCCCAACUGGUGGCAGAGCUACGAGUCCCUGCGUGUGAUGGGAAAGAUCAUGAGGGAGUGCUGGUAUGCCAACGGAGCAGCCAGACUGACAGCCCUGCGCAUCAAGAAGACCCUGUCUCAGCUCAGCGUCGAGGAGGACAUCAAGAUGUGAGCGGAGAAGGAAACGAGACGCGCUGGAGACGCACAAGCAGACCACACUCCCCAUAGGAAAACAAACACUAAAGACAGACUGCAAACAAAAAAACCCUGCCAGUUUUAAAGCCACACUCCGAGUUGUGACGAGGCCUACCUCACCUUUUUAGCCAAAACUACUGAGAGACACCCUCCCCCUUUGUGACUUUUCCCCCCGCCUCCCCCUUUUAUUCCUCGUGUGUCCCUUCCUUCAGACCCCCCCCCCCCCUCCUUUUUUCUCCAUGGGCCACUACACCACAGCACUACCACUGUUAAUAUCAUCACACUCAACCCUUUUUAUUUGCAUUUCCCAUGGCAGGAAUAGCUACUACUGUACAGUGAUGGGAUUUAUUUUUCUUUUCACUUUUUUUACCUCUUUGAAAAAUGUCCGACCCUGUCCGGAAAAGUCCAGAACAUUGUGAGUUUUAAUUUGCAUAACACUUCAUGUUAUGUUGCUGUGAGAGGGGUUUAAAAGGUGUCUGAACUGCUAGCAUGUUGAUAGAUACUACAAAACGAGGUAUUGGACUUCUCUUCUUUUAGCAUUAAACACCAGUUUUCUUGCUCAUCCCUCACUUGAAUCUUCUAAAAACAAAAAAUGAGUUGCACUCAACUGUAGCUUCCUCAUCGUGUGCAAGACCUCCAGGUUGAACACACGAUGGAUGUGGUUUAGUCCCGGUGUUAGUUUGAAAUGUGGCAGGGAUAAAUAAUGUUUGGGAUUGGUUUAACUUUUUAUUUAUUUGUUGAUAGUCUUUAUUUCAUUUUGAUGAACACUGUGAGACGAGACGUGAAAAAGCCAGAGUCUCGACAUAAAAGUUGAGGUUCAGUCCAAGUCUUCACCAUCUUUCAGACAAUACAUCGAAGCGGUGGGGGGGGCGUUGCAUUCAUGUAAUAAGAUACUGAGUGCUAAUGUGGAUGCAGCCACUGCGCCCUCUGUUGGUGACAGGCAAUGACACCAUGCACACUGAGCAAAUAAGAGGCGUAUGAUAUGGCAAUGAAAAUUACUUUGUUUUUUUUAAUGUUUGUGUUUUGUGUUAAGACAUCAUGAUGGGUGUUUUCUUUUUGACUUUGACGCUAGACACUACUGAUGAUGGGUACAUAUAUGAUUUGUAUAUAAAACAUGCAUAUUUUUCUCUUUUAUGCCACAAGAACCAGUGUGACAUUUGAACAGUGAUUUUUGCUUGAAAGGUACUUUGAUCAGUCUGCAUGGUUUCUAACUGUGCCAGGAAAUAGACUGUCAUCUGCUGGAAUUAACUUGCUCCUCUCAUGGCAAUUUGGUGGUACUACUGAUCCCUGAUAAUUUUGCUGCAACUUCUGUGUUUUUUUUUAUUUUUUAUGUAUAAUUGUUGAUUUUGCUUCUGGGGUUCUUGUCAGAGCUCAUUAAUGCAAAUCUGUUUCUACAUACUGAAUGUCCUACGGGGUGGCAUCUCUUUCUCAUUGACACUGGAAUAUUUUAAGAGCAUCAUGUAACCUUGAAUUCUUAUACUGCCGAUGGCUGCUCAGAGAUAAAAGACAGCUGUGACAGUUCACACAGGGAUCGUACAGUUUGAUGUGAACAGUAGUUUUACCUUCAGAGACUGACAUGCUGUAAAUUGAAACUGCAUGUUUUCAUUCUAUGUCAUCUGCAGCAUGGAGACUGUCUGCAGAUCAAACUAUGAAAGUAUUACACUGACAUUUGUCACCAUUGGGCUCUGCACUGUUAUGUCCACAUGGACUUUAGUUAAUGUUAGUUCUGUCUUCAUUAAUCCAGACUCCAUGUGUCAUGUUAGUAUCCAUUUUGCAUGCUGUCUCAAACACUGGGUCCUCUGCACUGAGGUUAGAUGAACUUAAGACUCGUCCUUCCCUCUUCCUACCGGUAGUUUUUAUUUCCUUUCGGGUCAUUGGCUGUGUAUCCCAGAAACGUUGCUGCUACUGAUAACGUGGGUAGAUGUUCAGCAGGCGAAUUAGAAGAGAGCGGGGAGCAGAGAUUGGGAGUCAGUUGAACCAAAAUUGUCCAAACACUCCUGUCCAUGUUUGAAUUGUUGCCAUGGGUAUAUGACCAUCAGACAUUCUGUCCAUACGUUAAACUUCAAGAUUUCAAACCAUGUUGUGAAAAUCUUUUCAGAAUAUAUUGAAAAGUGUGUAUAUAGAUGAUAUACAAUAAAUUCCUCUUUUUCUUAA
Molecule: messenger RNA, 3802 nt
Organism: Notolabrus celidotus (New Zealand spotty)
Lineage: Eukaryota; Metazoa; Chordata; Actinopteri; Labriformes; Labridae
Gene: acvr1ba
Product: activin A receptor type 1Ba
Biological process (GO): protein phosphorylation; cellular response to growth factor stimulus; activin receptor signaling pathway
Cellular component (GO): plasma membrane; activin receptor complex
Molecular function (GO): activin binding; ATP binding; activin receptor activity, type I
Source: RefSeq, a predicted model, not a curated record